UUUUUUUUUUUCUACGCAAGGUGACAAUAUCGAUAUAAGAUUAAGAAUAAAUUCGCGAAAGGUAAUUCGACUAUGAACGAUAUUUUCUAUCCAUUCACAGAUUAGACCUAGCCGGGUUAUACAAUAUAUCUAAUCAAACGUCCAACUGGUGCGAUACGAAUAGACACGCACAACACACGCGUUGCUGGAGGAUACAGUGAGCGGUUCACCGGUGACAAAAGUGCGUUAUUUGAUAUCGAUCUGGGAAUGUCAGUGACGAGAUAUCAUCGUUGUUAAUUUGAAAUAAUGAAGGAUUUACCGUCAGUGAUAAUCGAUUUGUUUAUUAUAUGGAAUGUAGUAACUGCAGGGACGAUUACACACGCUCAGGAAAAUCUAAACUACUAUUAUAAUCAACCACCUGGUGGCUACAGAUUUCAAGAAUCCCGAUACUCGACACCGGUCAGACGAUGGGCACCAGACUCUCCGGGCUGGGACGGCGGACCGAGGAGGGGAGUAAUCCUGCGAAGAGACACGCAGGAUCGUCCGCCGUCUACGUACUACAUCCAGGCGACGAGAGAAACGGAGCAGAGCGAUCCCCUAGUGACGAUAUCUGAGACUCUGGGCGCGCUAAACACAGUAGGAAGUUAUAUAGUGAACAUGACACGUGGGGUAGAAUCGUCGGACAAUCCACCCAAGGAGCUGCCGUCAGCCAUAUACACGAUAUCGAAAAACAUUCUUGGCAGAAACGUAACUGACAGCAUAGCUCCUCUGGUUCGUGGUGUGACGAUGCCUAUAAGACUUGGCGGUUCCUCAACUACACAGCUACACCCGCUAAGCGAAGAACUCGCCAACAAAGACUCGUCCUCGAAUCCGUCCGAAUGCACGACUGCGGAGGGAGGGCCAGGGAAAUGUCAGGAUUUGAGUAACUGUCCUCAGCUUCUUUUGGACCUCACUAAACUCAGGCAAUCUUUGUGCUUCAAAAGCUUAUUUGUGCCCGGAGUCUGCUGUCCUAUGAACGGCGGAUCCCAGCCCGAUGAAAGACCUACAAGUACCGACGGCACCUAUCCUGGCAGCGGUAGUGGUACGCGCCCCACCAGGCCACCGUAUCAACGUCCAACCAGACCGUCGACUCCCAGGCCGAUCCCUCUUCUCCCAGUAACUUCCGAGGCCCCUUUGACAACGGAUUCUACUCCCGAAUCAUUUCCGUCGAGUAAUACAACUGGCUCUGAGAUUAUAGAUACAAUAGAUAACAACUAUAUCCAAGACGACGAAGAAUGCGGAGUACGAAAUGCCGGCAAGUACAGAGUCGUGGGUGGAGAGGAAGCUCUGCCGGGGCGUUGGCCAUGGAUGGCUGCCAUAUUCCUACACGGUGCAAGGCGCACCGAAUUCUGGUGCGGAGGGUCGUUGGUGGGUCCUCGACACAUUUUGACCGCCGCCCAUUGCACAAGGGAUCAGCGGCAGCGACCGUUUGCGGCGAGACAAUUUACGGUUCGUCUCGGUGACAUUGACUUGGAACGUGACGACGAACCCUCCACACCAGAGACUUACAAGGUGAAGGAAAUUCGAGCGCACCCGAAAUUCUCUAGGGUUGGAUUCUACAACGACAUAGCGAUACUGGAGCUGAACAGACCCGUUAGGAAAACACCAUAUAUAACACCGCUCUGUCUGCCUCCUGCGCGAUUCAAAGGAGAGCCUUUCGCCGGUGCCAGACCAACCGUCGUGGGCUGGGGGACAACGUAUUACGGUGGUAAGGAGAGCACGGUCCAGCGUCAAGCUGUGCUGCCUGUUUGGAGAAACGAGGAUUGCAAUGCCGCCUACUUCCAGCCGAUAACCAGCAACUUUCUUUGCGCGGGAUUCAGUCAGGGAGGCAAAGACGCUUGCCAGGGAGAUUCUGGCGGUCCACUUAUGCUCAGGACCGAAGGUCGUUGGAUGCAAGUCGGUAUUGUUUCAUUUGGAAAUAAAUGCGGGGAGCCCGGAUAUCCAGGAGUAUAUACUCGUGUUACCGAAUACAUUGACUGGAUAAAGGAAAAUAUUUAUUGAAAUCUACUAUGUUCUGAGUAUCGUUGGAUAUUCUGAACCUCGUCAGAGAGCCUCCAUGGCGAACUAGAUUUUUCUGGUUGAAGAAUUAUGUUUUGCCGAAGCGACGUGAUGAGAAAUAAACAUAAGAUCUCUUCUAUCCACGAAAUAUCGUGCUUGCGGAAAAUUAAUGAAGAUAUAAUUUAUUGCUUCGAUUAUCAAACGUGUCGCUACUGUAGUUAAUUUUUAUAUCCGUUAAACAAUCGACAACAAUAUAAUUCGGCUUCGAUGUGAUUUUAUUAUAAUGAUCGCAAGUAGAAGCAGCCUGCAUUUUUGACAAC
This is a messenger RNA of Neodiprion fabricii, 2336 nucleotides long. RefSeq names its product proclotting enzyme-like. The coding region runs from base 286 to 2019 and encodes 577 amino acids. Lineage: Eukaryota; Metazoa; Arthropoda; Insecta; Hymenoptera; Diprionidae. The record is from RefSeq and is a predicted model, not a curated record. Gene Ontology annotation, biological process: proteolysis. The transcript has 7 exons. Gene Ontology annotation, molecular function: serine-type endopeptidase activity.